Molecule: messenger RNA, 3250 nt
Organism: Eleginops maclovinus (Patagonian blennie)
Lineage: Eukaryota; Metazoa; Chordata; Actinopteri; Perciformes; Eleginopidae
Product: testis-expressed protein 264
Exons: 4
Coding region: 149-1063 (304 amino acids)
Biological process (GO): protein-DNA covalent cross-linking repair; reticulophagy
Cellular component (GO): nucleus; autophagosome membrane; endoplasmic reticulum membrane
Source: RefSeq, a predicted model, not a curated record
UACUCUUUUUAUUUAAUUCAAGCACAUUGCUAACUGAAACCAAUCCAAAACUUUCUUUAACAUUUAAAAGGGUUUUGGGAAAUUGCAACACAUGUGUUAAGGGUUCAGAAGAAGUUAAAUUACGAUAUUGGCUGUUUACUAAGCUAUUAUGCCCGACUUUGUCGGUCUGUGUGUGCUCAUCAGCGUGUUGAUAAGUCUUAUAACGGUAGCUGGUUACAUUUGGUGGUCGGGACUAUUCUCAGACAUCAUCAUACUAACUGGCUCUCCUCCCGUAAAGAAGAUUACAUUUGCUUAUAAAUUUAAAGAAGGACCCUACAAAGACUGCAGACAACUUUUCAAGGAGUCUCAUCGUAUUGGACCAAAGCUUUCAUCAAUCGGAGUAUAUUACGAUGAUCCUGAAAAGGUGCUGGGACCACAGUGCCGCUCUGCUGUCGGCAGUAUUCUGAGUAAGGGCGACAACAAGCCAGACGAGGAACUUAUAAAGAGCUAUGAGACAUCUGGCUUCAGGGUCUUUUCCUUUCCCGAAGUCACACAUGUGGUCACUACCUCAUUCCCCCUCAAGAGUUUUUUCUCUGUGCUCCUGGGAGAAAGAAGAAUUUAUCCAAGGCUAAAGCACUACAUCAAGGAAAGGCGACUGUGUGCACACCCAUUCCUUGAGAUCUACAGAGAGGGUCAGAUUCUGUUCAUGGCCCCCUUGGCCCGGCAAGACGAUUUCUAUGUGCCUGAAGUCCGAAAGGCAGAGAGGAGGCUGUCGGAACAAGAGGACUUGCACAGUGACUCAGAUCUCUCAGGUGCAGACUCAAACAGUGAAUACAGCUCAGGGAGUGGGGUUCUUCUGUCGGACAGCAGAGAGACGUCCCUGGCGGCGUCCUCAGUCCACUCAGUGCCUAUCCAGGAUCAAGAGGAUAGAAACUGCAAUGGAAGAAGCUCCCGGGGAAACUCAUUUAAAGAGCUGGACUGGGAGCAGAAAAACAGAGAAGAGCAACUUCAUGAAGACUCCGACCAGAAGAGCCCAGAGGCUCCCACUCAGGAGUGGUGGGGUGCUGUUGGAGAAGAGGAGUGAGACAUAUUAGUUGAGGGAGGGGAGGAAGGGAUUGAAAUUUGAGAGGUUUGGAAGUUCAAACUAUAAAGAGGUGUGCCAAUUUGGGUCCAUGUCCAAAAGGGGAGACAUUAAAGGAUAAGGGAGGUGGUAUUUUGUUUUUGUUCUUUUGAACACUGAACAAAUCUCAUGAAAAGAACCAAACAAUGUUUUUUUCUUCUGAACCAUUUCUCAACGUCCUUGCCCUGAAAGCAAAUUAGUUUAGAAAAAAAUAAUAAUAAAAGGGUAAUGAAUUUGUAGUUUCUUUAAAACAAAAUUAAGAGCAAAUGUAAAUGUUCUAAAACAGCGCUGUAUUUGUAUAGAAAAUAUUACAGCAGUGAAACGUACAUUUAGUACUAAAUGCAUUAAGUGAGUAUUUUCUGCAGCAGGAUGGUUUAUUCAGGGCCAACUCUAAGGAAAACUACAGUGACCGUGUUCAUGAAAUAAGGGUCACAAUGUCCAACAGUAUAUAAAAAAUAAUAUAGUAAUAUAGUAAGUAAUAGUAACUGAACCAGAUUACAAUUUUAAAGUGAAAGUAUUAUAAACAACAAAUAUGCAGAACUUAUCCAGGUAGCCUGAGAUUCUUGAAACAUUUUUACAGAAGGUAUGUCUAUGUUUUUCCAAAUGACAAAGAGGACUGAGGACCUGGUUAGAAAAACCUUUUACUUGAAACGUCUUUAGUUUGCUGUACUGAGGCUGAACAUUAUUGCAUUUUACCAAUAUUUUUUUGUUCACAAACAAAUGGAAUUCUAGUCAUUUUUAAAGACUUGACAAACGGCAUUGAAAUGACUGUAAGCGCAUGGACCUCACAAUGUGAUGUAUAUUUUUCAGUUUUUAAAUAUUGUGUUUGACUGAAAGUGUGUUGCCCUGAAUUUUUCUGUGUGUUUUUUACAAGGCUCUGCGAUGGCAUAGCUCUGUUGGUGAUGCACAAGUUUUGAUAUAAAUGUUACUUCAUCUCCAAAGAGGAAAGUGUGAGUGAAUGCAUAUUUGCCUAAUUUGUGAACUCCUCCUGAGCCCCUCGGAGAUUGGGGACACGAUUAUGGUGAGUGUGUGGCCUGCUUCCAUUAUCAGUCAUAAAAGAGAUGACAAGGCAAGUGGGCUAACGAUUAAUAUUAAUUUCAAUUACACUGAAAGCAAAGAAAGCUCUGUGUGACUCUACCUUUUAUUUACAGUCACUCUACACCUGCUUUCUUGCAUCCCUAAAUUAUUCUCAAACACUUAUUCCUAGCUCGUUCAUUUUCUGUUCACCCGUCAUAUUUUUUUCAUUUAUGCCAUCUGCUUUUCCUUUGCACAGGCUAAUUUCUGCUUGUUUUUUUUUUUCUCCUUUUGUUAUUUUCUCUUUCCCUCUGAAAUAAAUAUGGCAGGUGCAUCCUGAAAGACCACCUGAUGACCCACACAGCCUAUAAUGUGUGUCCAGUCAUAUCAAUAUCCUUUAUCUUCUAACAAACAAGAGAUCACAGUGUGCUCGUCGCAGCAAGCCGUGCUCACCUGGAGGGUUCAGGCAGCUCAAACGAUGUGCAUGUGUUUUAUCAAGUAAGAGGAAAGCCAUACGUGACAGUUUCAACUAAUGCCAUUUCAUAUGAGCUAAAAUAUGUUAAUGUAACAUUCUCCAGGUUUUCACUUGGACAGAAAUGAGUAAUGCUUGAAAGCUUUUCUCUGUCCCUUCGCUUUGCUGUUGUGUGUUUAAUAUGACUAAAAACACCACCAACAAGGCUCUCUUUAAAUAUAACUGUGGCCUUACAUUGACAGAUAAACUGUCAUCCUGCAAAGGCUACACAAAGAGGCUGUUAAAGCCCAGAGAUAGGGAAGAGAGGGUCGUUUUACAAAAGCUAUUAAAGUUGUGCUAUUCCGUCUAUCAUUAUGCAUUCACAGCUAUACAUGCGUACUCAUUAUGCAUGAAUGAUUAUCCAUAAUAUUAAUUCAAACUAAGAUGUUCGAAUAGGAAAAUUAAUUCAGCUCCUUAUGCUGACUAAGGCUUGUGUGUAUCCAUUUAGAGAUCUGUUUAUGAGUUAUCUUUAAAACCAAAUUAUCCAGAUGAGCCAUUACACCUUAUUAUCUGACCAGGCUCACCUCAGUUGGAUUUUCUUUUUUUUUUGUGUCUGGCUGUCAUUUCUGUACAUUAUCCUUCAGUGUUGUCUUUGAGGAAAAUAAAAAUGCAUUAGGGAUAUUUAA